Molecule: messenger RNA, 1968 nt
Organism: Penicillium angulare
Lineage: Eukaryota; Fungi; Ascomycota; Eurotiomycetes; Eurotiales; Aspergillaceae
Product: putative serine/threonine protein kinase
Exons: 3
Coding region: 1-1968 (655 amino acids)
Biological process (GO): peptidyl-serine phosphorylation; intracellular signal transduction
Cellular component (GO): spindle pole body
Molecular function (GO): protein serine/threonine kinase activity; ATP binding
Source: RefSeq, a predicted model, not a curated record
AUGGCUGUCGACAUUGGUGAUGAUCGUUUCGGUUUACGCCUUCCUAAUCCUCCUCCACUUCUACACACAAGAUCCGGCAAUGAAUCCUUCGAUCGCCCCUCAACCCCAUCCGCCAAUGGCUUCACCAGUCCCCAACAGACCCCUCAGGGAAGCCCAAGCAAGUCGCGGGCACCACCAGGCGCGUUGGAUUUACCCAAUGUCUUCGAUACAGCCAUGAAGCUCACACCGACUUCACCGUCAAAAUCUACAUACAACCAUUUCAAUCAUCCCAUGUUUACCGCCGAUAAAAGUAGUGUCGAGGACUUUAAUGAGAGCGUGAUUCAUCAGCGCCCGACCAGCCCGACGCGCAAGUCCAACAAAGAAAACACUCCCCCAACUACGCGGGCACCCAAGGAUCUGGGUCCCAACCCGACCGCGGCAGCAAUAUCGCGUCAUGAACCUUAUCAACAACAGCGCGAUGCGGAUACAACCAAGCGCCACGUACAGAUGCGCGGACUGACACCGGAGGAAAUGGAGAAACUUCAACAACCCCGGGUAAAGCGUCUAACCAACGUAACUCAACUUUACUUCCUUGACCAUUACUUCGAUCUCCUCAGCUACGUGCACAAUCGCCAAACUCGACACUCACAAUUUAAAGCCGCAUACCCUGAACCCCCUGUUACACCUGCCGAAGCAUACGAGCCCGCUUUACUGAAAUAUCUCGGUCGUGAACGAGCACACCUUCGAAAGCGUCGCACACGACUCCGCCAACAUGAUUUCCAAAUCCUGACGCAGGUCGGCCAGGGUGGAUAUGGACAGGUCUAUCUAGCCCAAAAGAAAGAUACACGCGAAGUCUGCGCAUUGAAAGUAAUGAGCAAGCGACUUUUGUUCAAACUUGACGAAAUCCGACACAUUCUCACCGAGCGCGACAUUCUGACCGCCGCCAAGAGCGAAUGGCUCGUCAAGCUCUUGUAUGCGUUCCAAGACGACGACCAGAUCUAUUUGGCUAUGGAAUACGUACCUGGUGGAGAUUUCCGAACACUUCUGAAUAACACCGGAGUGUUACACAAUCGACACGCGCGAUUUUACAUCGCAGAAAUGUUUAGUUGUAUCGACGCGUUGCAUAUUCUGGGCUACAUCCAUCGUGACCUGAAGCCGGAAAACUUCCUCAUCGAUUCAACUGGUCAUGUUAAACUUACCGACUUUGGUCUCGCGGCUGGUAUGCUGAGUCCGGGUAAAAUUGAAUCUAUGCGCGUGAAACUAGAAGAAGUAGGCAAUACACCCGUUCCAUUUGGUCGGCCCAUGGAACAACGCACAAUGGCCGAACGACGACAAGGCUACAAAUCGCUCCGUGAGCGAGAAGUCAAUUACGCCAAGUCCAUCGUUGGAUCCCCCGAUUAUAUGGCGCCAGAGGUGUUGAAGGGUGACGAAUACGACUUCACGGUUGAUUACUGGAGUCUGGGAUGUAUGCUUUUCGAGGCAUUAGCUGGAUACCCACCUUUCGCUGGUGCGACCGUUGAUGAGACAUGGCAGAACCUUAAGCGUUGGCAGAAGGUGCUGCGUAAGCCUGUUUAUGAGGACCCGAACUACUUCCUUUCGCGACGGACUUGGGAUCUUAUUACUAGAUUGGUUGCGGGCAAGGAGCAGAGGUUUAAGAAUAUUCAGGAGAUUCAUGCGCAUGAUUACUUUGCUGAGGUUGACUUUGACCAUUUGCGUGAUCAGCGUGCGCCAUUUGUGCCGGAGUUGGAUUCUGAGACCGAUGCUGGGUACUUUGAUGAUUUCAGCAAUGAGGCGGACAUGGCCAAGUAUAAGGAGGUUCAUGAUAAGCAGCGCGCGCUGGAGGAUAUGGCGGAUCGCGAUGAUAAGAUGAACAAGGGUCUAUUUGUUGGGUUUACCUUCCGUCACCGCAAACCAGCUGUUGACAGCUCAGGCCGCAACUCCCCCCGCAAACCGAUCGCAACAGACGGCAGCUUCGGGACAAUGUUUUGA